Molecule: messenger RNA, 5115 nt
Organism: Leptopilina boulardi
Lineage: Eukaryota; Metazoa; Arthropoda; Insecta; Hymenoptera; Figitidae
Gene: Su(dx)
Product: E3 ubiquitin-protein ligase Su(dx)
Exons: 11
Coding region: 535-3267 (910 amino acids)
Biological process (GO): ubiquitin-dependent protein catabolic process
Molecular function (GO): ubiquitin protein ligase activity; protein binding
Source: RefSeq, a predicted model, not a curated record
CUCAGGUCAUGUGAUAAUAAAUCGCCGCCAUAGGAAAAUUCAUUAAAAAACGUAUUCUUUCAGUAAAAUCAACUUUGUCUAAAAAGUCAAAUUAUUCAUUUUUAAUAAAGUGAUUAAGUGUCUUUUUAAUAUGACUGAAAAAAUAAUGAAGUGAUUUUCUGAUAAAUAAAAUUUACAAUUAUCGUGUAUGAUUAUUUUUUUAUUAAGACUUGUCUGACGCACUUUCAUUUUACGCUCAAGUUUGACGUAUGUGAGUGGCCAAGAUGGUGGCUAACUGAUAGUGACGAAAAAUCAAGUAGUGAUAACGAAAUCGUCAGUGUUUUCUACAUCUUUUAUUCAACAAAAUUGAUAAUUUCACGAUUGUGCCAAGAAAAUAAUAGUACGAAGAAUGCUGCAAAAUCAGAAGCAGCCAAAACGUCUAACAAUCUCAAAAUAGAUUAUGAAGACAGUUGAGUUUUCGAAGAUGUCAUGAACGAAUAAACAAAUUAUCGUGGAUAACUUCCGUGCGCGCGCGCAUUAUCACAAAAGCCAACAAUGUCUAAUAAUUGUGCUGAAGAGGAAGCUGUGUCAUCUGGAUUUCACCAGUUGAGCGUUAGCAUCGAAGCAGCAAUAUUGAGGAGUUCAUCGUUUUUAAAACCAAAUCCGUACAUCGAAUUUUCAGUUGACGAGAAAAGUCCUCGUAAAACUGAGGUCUCAAAAUCUACAUAUCAACCAAAGUGGAACGAGGAGUUUACAGUGCUCGUUACACCUCAUUCACAAUUGCAUUUUCGUCUUCUUGAUCAUAGUACAUUCCGUAAAGAUACAUUAAUUGGUGAAAAAAAAUUAAGUCUCUAUCAAAUUUUAUCACAUUAUAAUGGAAAAAUUGAAAAUCUCGAAUUAACACUCGAUUUAAUUGCCGAGAGUAGUAAACAUGAAUCUCAUUUGGCAAAAGUUGGCGAAUUAGUCACAUUAUUUGAUGGAUUAAAAAUUGACAUGACAAAUGUCACGCCACCAGGUGAUAUUAUGAGACAAUAUCAAUGUUCCGUUAUUAAUGGCAGUAAUAAUUCAGCCGUUCCCCUUGGUGCCUCGAAUAGUGACGCGGCUAAUAAUCGAAGUAUUUUAAAUGGUGGUGUUCGAGCACGAUUGAGACUUCAGGGAACGGAAAAUGCGGCGCCUUCGUUGAGUUCAUCAUCGCAAGGGGCAAUAAAUUCAAAUAAUCAAUUAGUUGGAGUUAAUAGUCCCGUGGUUACAAAUGGAACAACGAGUAAUCAUAAUUCGUCAUCAGCGAGUAAUAAUGUUGUGGUUGUUGUGCCACCGACACCAGUGCAACCACAAACAUCACAAUUGGUUGUACCAUCAAAUCAAUCGACAACUGUUAAUACUAGUGAUACUCCAUCGGCUACGAACGAAAUAGAAAAUGGAAAUCAACAACAAGCGGCAGCAUCGGCCGAGGAACCAUUGCCAAACGGUUGGGAAAUGCGAUACGACGUUUAUGGUAGAAGAUACUAUGUGGAUCAUAAUACACGUAGUACAUCAUGGGAAAGACCACAACCAUUGCCACCUGGUUGGGAAGUAAGAAGAGAUCCACGUGGACGUAUUUAUUAUGUCGAUCAUAAUACAAGAAGUACAACGUGGCAGAGACCAAAUACAGAGAGGCUGCAACAUUUUCAACAAUGGCAGGGUGAACGACAAUUUGUCGUACAACAGGGAAAUCAAAGGUUUCUCUAUCCACAGGCAGCGGGUGCCAAUCAUCAUCAUCAUCAUCAUCAUCAUGGUGCGCCAAUGGCCGUUGCUGGACCAUCGUCAACAUCAGCAACAGCAACAACAACAACACAAUUGGCGACAGUUGACACUGAAGACGAUGCAUUGGGACCAUUGCCAGCCGGUUGGGAACGAAGAAAACAGCCCGAGGGACGUGUUUAUUACGUUAAUCAUAAAAAUCGCACGACCCAAUGGGAGGAUCCACGAACACAAGGACAAGAAACGGGAAUGGACGAACCACAAUUGCCAGAUGGUUGGGAAAUUCGUUUAACUGAAGAUGGAGUACGAUAUUUUGUUGAUCAUAAUUCAAGAACGACAACAUUCCAAGAUCCAAGACCUGGCGCUCCAAAGGGACCAAAGGGUGCUUAUCGUGUGCCAAGGGCUUAUGAAAGAUCGUUUCGUUGGAAACUCUCGCAAUUUCGUUUCUUGUGUCAAACGAAUGCAUUGCCGAAUCAUAUAAAAAUAAGUGUCAGCCGACAAACUCUCUUUGAGGAUUCAUAUCAUCAAAUUAUGAACGCUGAAGCUUUUGCCUUGAGACGUAGAUUGUAUAUAAUUUUUAAAGGUGAAGAAGGUCUCGACUAUGGUGGUGUUUCAAGAGAAUGGUUCUUCCUUCUAAGUCACGAGGUGCUUAAUCCCAUGUAUUGCCUUUUCGAAUACGCCAAUAAAAGUAAUUAUAGUUUGCAAAUUAAUCCAGCCUCGUAUGUGAAUCCUGAUCAUCUUCAGUAUUUCAAAUUUAUCGGACGAUUCAUUGCAAUGGCACUUUAUCAUGGUCGUUUCAUCUACAGUGGUUUUACAAUGCCAUUUUACAAGAGGAUGUUAAAUAAAAAAUUAAUAAUGAAAGACAUUGAAUCAAUUGAUCCGGAAUUUUAUAAAUCACUCGUUUGGAUAAAGGAGAAUAAUAUUGAUGAAUGCGGUCUUGAAUUGUAUUAUAGUGUGGAUUUUGAAAUUUUAGGACAAGUUAUACAUCAUGAAUUAAAAGAGAAUGGUGAUAAAAUACGUGUUGUUGAAGAAAAUAAAGAGGAAUAUAUACGUUUAAUGACAGAAUGGCGAAUGACACGUGGAAUUGAAGAGCAAACAAAAGCAUUUCUCGAAGGUUUCAAUUCAGUUGUACCACUUGAAUGGUUAAAAUAUUUUGAUGAACGUGAACUUGAAUUAAUGUUGUGUGGAAUGCAGGAAAUUGAUGUUGAAGACUGGCAAAGAAAUACAAUUUACAGGCAUUACACGAGAAAUAGUAAACAAGUUCUUUGGUUUUGGCAGUUUGUUCGGUCAACUGACAGUGAGAAACGAGCGAGGCUUUUACAAUUUGUCACCGGUACCUGUCGAGUUCCAGUUGGAGGUUUUGCUGAAUUAAUGGGAAGCAAUGGACCACAAAGAUUUUGUAUAGAAAAAGUUGGCAAAGACACUUGGCUACCAAGGUCGCACACAUGUUUCAAUCGAUUGGAUUUGCCACCAUAUAAAAGUUACGAUCAAAUGGUGGAAAAAUUGAAUUACGCUAUCGAAGAAACGGAAGGUUUUGGACAAGAAUGAUUUCCCUCUAGACAUAAAGUACUGAAUAUUCAAAAGCCAAACUCCCUCAAGUUGUAUAAAACUAGAAAUCACCUGACUGUCGUUAAUUAUAACUGUAUACAAGUGGUAGCAUAAUUGUUCUAAUGUUUUGUAGUGAAAGUUUCACAGGAAUGAAUCAGGAUUUUUAUGAAAGCAAAUCUUUCAAUUUAUUCGCAAGUCAAAUUCGUAAGUUGAACUUUUUUUUUGUUAAAUAUAAAAUUCCACUUUUACAUUUAUUGAAAGUCAAAUUACCUUUUUUAAACACUUUAAUACUUAAAUUCAAAAAACCAGAAUUAUAAUUCAAUUUUAUCUUGAUAUAUUAUUUGUUUACAUAAAAAUCCAUUUAAAUUUCUGUUAGGAAAGAAAGAAAGAAAGAGAAUGUGAAAAGGAACAGAGAGAAUUUCUUUUUGUGUAAAACAUCCAUUUUUCUCGAAUUUUUAUUAUUUUCUCUUUCUUUAUAAAGCGUGUGUUAAAUUAGAAAAUUUCAAUCUAAUUGAAAUUGCAGGACAUACAAAUUUUUAGCUAUUUUUUGGCAAACAUUAUUAUUCCUUUUAACGAUACAUAAUUGAGUCCCUGGAACGAGAAUAUAAUGUUUUUCUUUCCAAUGAGUAUUUGUAAAUAUUAAAAAAAAAAAAAAAAAUUAAAUCUUAUUUAUCACAGGGACAAUAAUAUUGUGUAUACUGUCUGGAACAGAUUUAUAUAGACAAAAAGAAAAAAGAAGAGAAUUUUCUCUUUUUUUUUUUCUUGAAAAAAAGAAACAAAUUUUAAGAUUCUUCAAAAUCUAUUUUUUUAAUACUCUUUUUUCUAUAGAUUCUCAAAACUUCUUUCCUUGAGAUUUAUUUUCUCAAGACAUGUUAGUAAAUUUUUUCCACGAAGAAUCUUAAAAUUGAGAUAUUUUAAUUUUAUUUCUUUUUUCCCAUAAUUUAUCGCAUAAUAGUUAAUAUAUGAGAAUUUUCUCAUAAAAAAAAUUAAUUUCCAUCUGUACAGUACUAUAAAUUGUACAAAAAAGUAAUUAUAAAUUAUUUAAGAGAAAAAUUAAAAAAUUUUAAUUGACAUUUUUAGAUUUAUUUAAAUGUUUUUGAGAAAUCAAUUUUUAAAAGCCUUACCGAUAAUUAUUUCUCUCAUUGCAAAAAUUGUAAUUGGAAUUGAAAAGAGAGAAAUUUUUUAUUAGAAUAACUUUUUCGAUUUUCAUUUUAUAAUAGAAAUUUUUUUUUGAAUUACUAGGAAAAAUGUUAUUUACCAGAAUUAAAAUCAAAAUUAUAAAUUUCAAGCAAUUGGCGAUCAAAUACAAUUUUUAUUAAAUUAAAUUUAAAAAAAUACAUUUUUAAUUUUAAGUAAAAUUUUCUUACCGAGUAAAAAUUUAGUCAAAUUUUGAAUAUUACAAAACAUAUUUCUCAGAAUUUUUUUUCUAGAAUUUCCUAUACUUUUGAUUGUUUUUUAUAAAUAUUGUAAACGAAUUUAAAAAAAAAUUUAUUGUUUCCCUUUCUAAAAUAUAUAUAAAUACAUCUUUGUUUGUAAAUAACUUGUAUUAUAGAUAUAGAUAUAAAAUUUAUGCACCGAUACAUUUAUUAUACACAUUGCUCCUGCGCUUUUAUGAUAAAUUCAAAAAAAUUUUUUUUAAAGAUUUUUCCUUUCCAAAUUUCUUGAAAAAUUGUCGAUUAUGUAAAUUCAAUUUUCGAGAAAUUUCACAAGGAUAAAUAUAUAAAAAAAAAUUUUUGUAAUUUAUUUCUUUUUUAAGCAAUUACAAACGUAGCGAGUAUUCAUUUUGUAGAUUAAUAACAUGCGCGAAAUGUUUUGUUUUCAUGAAACAAAAAAAAAAAAAAAAAAGAA